Penaeus vannamei (Pacific white shrimp) is the source of this 1268-nucleotide messenger RNA. RefSeq lists its product as uncharacterized. NCBI's taxonomy places the organism in Eukaryota, Metazoa, Arthropoda, Malacostraca, Decapoda, Penaeidae. The record is from RefSeq and is a predicted model, not a curated record.
AAGAACCUGCCUAGCGACACACACUCUCGUAGUCGGGUCGCGAAGUAUCACGAGACAAAACGUAUUUGCAGCUAUCCAAGCAUUCCAGGUCCCGAAACAAUAAUAUGCUUUGGCAGAGAUAAAUAUAAAAAGACACAUCAAGUGUAAAGAAAGAAAAAUACAAGUGACAGAAAAGUGGUAUGCAGUAACAGUGGAUUGUUUUCAGUGAUUAUAUCUGUGUAGUGCAACAGCUCUCAUUCCAACAGAACUUUUCAUCAUGGUGGGCCCCGUUGAUACAGGUGAACUCGUUCGAUCUUUAGUGCGAAUACCAGGGAGUGGCCACGAUAGAUCAGCUGGAUCGACCUGCCUUGACCUUGCCAGGGUCUCCACUCUGGCUGCAUCCGUUCCUGUUCCCCAGACGCUACCACCAGCACUCAUGCCCCACAAGCAACCGCCGCCCCAGUAUGCUGUGGAUCAAACGAAGUUAGGGAGUAACACUGGGGCAGCAAUAGGGGCUCUACUUCCGAACAGAGGUCGUAAGCGGUCGUGUGCAGAGGAGGCUUCGACUGCAUCCGCACGCAGCAGUGCAGCAUCGUCCCAAUCUUCCGGCCAGAGUCCACCUGUGAAAAGAACCCGCAUCGUGUAUAUGACAGCGGAACAGUUGGCAAGAUGCCCUAAUGUUUCGACUAUCAAUACCCCAUCGGGACCCAUAUUCUGCAUGUCUUUGCGGUCUACCAGUUCUACUACCCCCGCUCCUGCCAUCUCGCAAGACAACCUGUCACAGCUUCUGAAUGAGAGAAAUAACUUGAGGCAACAGAACGUGCAGUUACAGCAGCGACUUGCACUCUACCUGCACAUCUUCAGAAACAGGAAUAGGUUGACCUCAGUGGCCGAAGGGCUGGGUGUGAAGAUACCUUAGAAUUUUGUUCCUGUGACUUGUCUUUCCUCCUUCAUGGGUUAUUCCUGUGACGGGGGUCUCACCUUUCACCUCCAUGGGUUGUUCCUAUGUUGGUGUUCUCCCUCUCUCCACAUUCAUGGGUUAUUCCUGUGAUAAGGACUCAAUUUCCACCUCCAUGGGUUAUUCCUAUGUUGGUGUUUUCUCUCUCCACCUCCAUGGGUUAUUCCUAUGUUGGUGUUUUCUCUCUCCACCUCCAUGGGUUAUUCCUAUGUUGGUGUUUUCUCUCUCCACCUCCAUGGGUUAUUCCUAUGUUGGUGUUUUCUCUCUCCACCUCCAUGGGUUAUUCCUAUGUUGGUGUUCUCCCUCUCCACCUCCAUGGGUUAUCCUAGUU